CGUUCCAGCUAAGCUCCGUUAUCUGCGUCGAGCUCCCCCCUUCUCCCCUCUGUCACCUACGCGCUCUCCUCCUCCCCCUUCGCCUCUCCCCCCUCGGCGCGAUUUUCCUGCCGCGCGUUCUGCCGUAAAGAGCGCAGAGAUUGAUUGUCUGGCGGUUGGUGGAUAAGCCAGCAAAUGUGGCUGCGGCACCGUCGGCAUCCGCGUCUUUCCCCCUCCGGCCUGCUCACCUCCUAACCUCGCGCGUGUCACACUGUCGAGGUACUUAAUUUGCAUCAUGUUCGCUUCGUGACGGCCUGCGAAGACGCACCAGCCACGCCUUUCUUUGUCCCCUGCCUGUUGCUGCCCACUUCCCUUCCGCUGCUCUCUCUCGCCGCUCCCUCUCUCUCUCCCUCUCUAUUGCUAGCGAGAGAAUAAGAGCAGACUCCGUCGGGGCCGAGAAUGCGAUCAAAUUACAAAUCAUAAAUUAAAAAAUAAAGAUUUUCAAACAGAAAAAACACACACCCUUCUCUGUCAGCCAUGGUUGCCGAAUCUGGGCUUGGCGGGCGCCCACCGCCUCCAUCGCCGCUAAAGCACCCGUCCGAGGCCGCCGUAGCACCCGAUGAGCAGACGCCGCUUCUGCCAGGCCGCAAGAGCGCAGCGACGGGGAGAGGGACGUCGGGAGCAGGUAUUCCGGCGCGCUCUCCUCCCGCGCUCUCCUCGCGCGGAAACCAUCAUCACACCAACGAUAACGGCGACGAAGUCGAAGAGGACGAUCGCGAUAGACAUAAUAACCACCGCGACGACGUCAACGGCAUCCCGAGCGGCGAAGCCGUUGCUGCUGCCGCUGCCGCUGCUACUAGUGCGGAUGGCCCCCCCCGCGCGCCCCUGGCCAUCGCGCACCGGGGCUUCAGCGCCGCCGCGCCCGAGAACACGCUGCUCGCGUUCCGGCUGGCGGCGGCGGCGGGCGCGGCCGCGCUCGAGACCGACGUGCGGCUGUCGCGCGACGGGGUGGUUGUGCUUUCGCACGACGCGACGCUGCGGCGGUGCUUCGGGGUCGACGGCCGCGUGCGCGACCGCGACUGGGCCGAGCUCGCCGAGCUCACGACGAUCCGCACCCCGACCCAGCCCAUGGCGCGGCUCCGGGAUCUGCUCACGUGGCUCGUGGACGAGGAGCAGGAGGGGCAGGAGGGGCAGGGGAAGAGCCGGUUGUGGGUUAUGCUCGAUAUCAAGAACGGGGACGACGCCGAAGAAUUGGUACGCGGGAUAGCAGCAACGCUGGCGUCGGUGCCGCCAGGAGCGCGACCGUGGAGCGAAAGAAUAAUGCCCUGUUGUUGGAAUGCACAAUACAUCAAGCUGUGCAUGCAGUACCUACCCGGCUACCCGCUCGCGAAUGUGGGACUCACGGCGAUGUACUCGCGCGCGCUGGCCGACCGCGUCCCGAACCUAAGCAUCAGCAUGCUGCGGUUCACGCUGGCGACGCCGAUCGUGGGGCCGCGGUUCGCCCGCAAGAUGCGGCAGUCGGGCCACCCCGUCUACAUCUGGACGGUCAACGGGGAGGACUGGAUGGAGUGGUGCGCGCGCGGAGGCUUCCUCGACGGCGUCAUCACCGAUGACCCCAAGCUGUUCCUCGAGGUGUGCCGGCGGGUCGCGGAGGGCAAGACCGCGGCCGAAGCGGCUGAGGACAGAGGAGAAGCGAAGCUGGGGAGCAGGAUGGAGGCGUGGCGCAGGAGACAUCUGAGCGUCGAGGCGGUCGUGAAGCGGGCCAGGAGGUGCUACGAGUGGGCCUUCUAUUACGGCGCCCUCGUCCUCGUCACGGUCACCUUCUUCUUCACCCAGGGCCUGCCGAGUACGCAGGUUCGCAAGAUAUUGGGCUAGAUCGGGCCGGUGUUUUUAUCGUCCCUUUUUUUCCUCUCUUGGUGCGUUCCAUGUGUACGUUUGGUCAUCUGUCUGUUCGCGCUUGCAGGAUACCCGGGACGGAUCCGGGGUGGUAAUACCAAGAAUAAUGGGACGACGCCAAGUGGUGGAGGAGCGUAGAACGAAGGCUCAGGAACCUGGGGUUUACAGGGCCGCCCAGGCUAGUCUGGAGUGGGGUGCAGACGCGUACGUACGUGCGAAUCCCCCGCCCCCGGUUUAAGCACAGCAGUGGUAUCAUCACAAUAGACAUGUAUUUGCGAAAA
Durotheca rogersii is the source of this 2156-nucleotide messenger RNA. Its product is annotated as PLC-like phosphodiesterase. The record is from RefSeq and is a predicted model, not a curated record. Gene Ontology annotation, molecular function: phosphoric diester hydrolase activity. Bases 517 to 1854 code for a protein of 445 amino acids. The transcript has 4 exons. Gene Ontology annotation, biological process: lipid metabolic process. Lineage: Eukaryota; Fungi; Ascomycota; Sordariomycetes; Xylariales; Xylariaceae.